This is a messenger RNA of Paramacrobiotus metropolitanus, 2296 nucleotides long. Its product is annotated as trehalase-like. Gene Ontology annotation, molecular function: alpha,alpha-trehalase activity. Bases 151 to 1992 code for a protein of 613 amino acids. Gene Ontology annotation, biological process: trehalose catabolic process. The transcript is spliced from 7 exons. NCBI's taxonomy places the organism in Eukaryota, Metazoa, Tardigrada, Eutardigrada, Parachela, Macrobiotidae. The record is from RefSeq and is a predicted model, not a curated record.
CAAUUCCGCGACGCAUCUCCCCUAAUUUUUCUUUGAGAUUCUGGAGACUUCGAUCUGGUCAGAUCUGUGCAAAAAACAUUGGUUAAUCUCGCCAGUAUAUUUUUCUAACAAAAUCUCCAGCCUAACAACUGCCAUGCAGUGCACAGUGCGAUGCGUUGGGUGAAGAACGCAGUGUUAUUCUGCGUGGUGAUCUUCAUCCACUCAUUGGUCUUCUUCCUCGUCGUAGCCUACUCCUGUUUGGAGAUCCUCUACACCCUGUACCGCCGCCUGUCCGCCGACCCCUGCCCCACACCCCCCUCCCCCCAAAUGGACCACCCGGUCUUCUGCCGCGGCCCGCUCCUCCACGCCGUGGAGAUGUCGGGAAUCUUCACCGAUUCCAAGUCCUUCGUCGAUCGGCCGCUUCUCGUCGAUCCUCACAUCGCUCUGGAGAAAUUCGCGGCCCUGGGCACCUGGCCGGAGAUCAACCAGGUGGAUCUGCGCAACUUCGUCGAGGAGUGCUUCGGACCGCCCGGGUCGGAUCUGGAGACAGUGAUCCCGGGGGAUUUUCGGGAGGUAGCCGCGGGGGGCCUCCCGGUGUACCACAAAAUCACCGAUGAACGGUUGCGGACGUUCGCGGAGAAGCUGCACCACAAGUGGGGGGAGUUGGGGCGGAAGGUGAGCGCGGAGGUGGCGAAGCAUCCCGACCGGCACACCAUCAUCCCCCUGCCCUAUCCCUUUAUCGUUCCCGGGGGGAGGUUUCGGGAGGUGUACUACUGGGACUCCUUCUGGACGAUCCAGGGUUUAUUGGUGUCGGGGAUGGCAGAAACCGCCCGCGGGAUGCUGCUGAACUUUGCGCAUCUGCAGCAGCGCUUCGGGUUAAUCCCCAACGGGAACCGCAUCUACUACACGAAGCGCAGCGAGCCGCCGCUCUUCGCGCUGAUGGUGCAGCACUACUGCGACCACGAGGCGGUUAAAAGCGAAGAUGUCGCCUCCCUCAUCCCGCUGGUGCUCCCGGCGCUGCUGCAGGAGUACGAGUUCUGGAUGCGCGAACGCAGCGUCGAGCUCAGCGUCGCCGGCGGCACCUUCACCAUGAACCGCUACACGGGCGGCGACUGCAAGGUGCCGCGGCCCGAAUCCUACUGGGAGGAUUUCCACGAUGGGGAGACGCUGCAGAAGAUGCAGCUGCAAAGUGCGGAGAGUUUCUACGGGAAUAUCGCCGCGGCGGCGGAGAGCGGGCUGGAUUUCUCGACGCGCUGGCUGGAGAACGCCGGCGAGGAUUUUCUGACGAUGCGCACAGAGACCAUCAUCCCGGUGGAUCUGAACGCCUUCCUCUACGCCCAUGAACGCGUCCUCAGCGAAUUAUACAUGCGGCUGGGCGACAGUGAGAACAGCGAGAAAUACAUGCGGAUCGCGUUGCGCCGCGGCGACGGGAUCCACGCGGUGUUCUGGAGCGACGAGCAUCAAAUGUGGCGCGAUUACGAUCUGAAAUUGGGCCGGCAACGGGAGGCCUUCUACCUGUCGAAUCUGGUGCCGUUGUUCGCGCGCUGCGACGGCGAAACCAUCAGCAUCACCAACGCGGCGUUUAUGCAGAAUGUCCUGCAGUCGGCCGACAUGGUGAAAGUGACGUCAUUUCCGGGCGGGCAUCCCGUCUCGCUGAACGAAUCAUCCGGUCGGCACUGCCAGUGGGAUUUCCCCAACGCCUGGCCGCCGCUGCAGCUCAUGAUGAUCGAAGCGUUCAACGAGAAUCCCGAGCUGGAGCAGGUGGCGUUGGAAUGGGCGCAAAAGUGGAUCUCCGUGGUGCAUAUCGGCUAUUUGAACAGCAGCCACAUCUACGAAAAGUAUGACGCGCGGACGGUGGGACGGUACGGGAGCGGCGGGGAGUACCUGGUCCAGGAGGGUUUCGGCUGGACCAACGGCGGCAUCCUCCGCCUCCUCGAGCUCUUCCCCACGAAACUGCAGGCGCCCCACGAUCUACUCGACCCCGACACGCCGUCCAACACGACGACAUCUUAAGACAGAUCAAUUUUUUCUCGAUCAAACAGCUCUCUAUUUUCCCCUAGAUUUUAUUUAAUUUAUUUAUUUUCCCCUGUUAAUCUCGCAUAGAAUGUACUCGCUCGGCUUUGAAGUAUUGCUUUUCGUGUGAUUUUAAAGCUUUCCAAACCUGUUAAUUUAUCGCUGACACGUUGGAGAAUUUGUCCGAUAUGAUCAAUGGCCGAAAUUUAAUUUUUUUGUCAUUUUGCUUUCGUUAUGGGUGUUUUCUUAGGGAUGAACUGUGGAGUUUGCGUUGCGUGAGAUUUAUUAAACAAUCUAUUACAAA